Aspergillus puulaauensis is the source of this 1653-nucleotide messenger RNA. RefSeq lists its product as uncharacterized. Gene Ontology annotation, molecular function: transmembrane transporter activity. The record is from RefSeq and is a predicted model, not a curated record. NCBI's taxonomy places the organism in Eukaryota, Fungi, Ascomycota, Eurotiomycetes, Eurotiales, Aspergillaceae. Gene Ontology annotation, biological process: transmembrane transport. The coding region runs from base 1 to 1653 and encodes 550 amino acids. The transcript has 5 exons.
AUGCACAGCACUGAUUCCUCCUUAUAUGCGGUGGGAUUGUCGCGAGAGGGUGAUAACUCUGAUGAGCCUGCUAUCCAACUCGCUGACAAUCCGCCUACAAACGCAGAAAUGCGUGCAACUGUGUCGGUGUACGAAAAGGAAGCGUCGGCUUCGACGACCUCUUUUUCCAGCAGCCUUGUCACAGAUGAACAGGUUGCCAGACACGGUCUCGAGAUAGAUCCAGAGUCUGGCUAUAUACGAUGGCGAAAGGAUAGCAGAGACCACCCGCGCAACUGGUCGGCCUUGAGAAAGACAUACGACACUGCGCUCGUCAUGUUUCUCGAGUUUUAUACAACCGUCAUCAGCACGACAGGAGCUGCUGCGGCUGAACUGGCGCUGCAAGACUACACGGCCAGUAUGAUGACUCUCCUCGUGGCAUUCAGUCUGACGUAUCAAAUCGGACAGGCAGUGGGCGGGCUCGUCCUCCCCCCCUCGUCCGACCUAUUCGGGCGGCGCAUGCCCUACCUUUUCUCCUGUGCCUUGUUCAGUCUGUCAUGCCUCCUUGUUGGAGUCGUUCCACAUCUCAGCGCCGUCUUCAUCGGCAGAUUCCUCUCUGGACUGGCCUCUGCAGUCCCCUCUGUGGUUGUAAGCGGAACAGUCGAAGACCAGUUCAACACCGAGCAUCGCGUCUGGAUCGUCCUGCUCUGGAAUGCAGCCGCAACAGCUGGACUGGCUUUCGGGCCGGUGUACGCAUCAUGUAUUGCCACAGUCGCUAGCUGGCGCUGGAUCUUCUACAGUGCCGCCAUUGGCACGGGAGUCUGCAACGUGCUCCUCCUAGGGAUCCGCGAAAGUCGCCCAAGCAAGCUCCUCGCAAAGAAAGUCGCGUCUCUGCGUGCCGAAUGUCCAAAUGCAGAUCUGAAAUACCACACUGCAGACCCAUUCCCUACGCUGAAAGUGUUUAUCGACGUCGUUUUUAUCCGGUCACUGCUCAUGAUGGUUACAGAACCGAUUCUUAUCAUCAUUUCCAGCAUCAGCGCCGUUUCCUGGGGCCUUAUCUACCUCUUCACAGAAUCAUUAACAGGCUCCUUCACAGCGCUGGGCUUAUCAACGACACAAGCAUCAUAUCCCUUCCUAGCCCUAAUACUCGGCGUAAUCCUCGACGCACUACCCCAUAUCUGGGAAGUGCGCAAACUGAAAGAAAAACGCCGAAACAAAAUCCCUAUCAAGCCAGAGGAUAAAAUCGCCGGAUUCACAUACGGCACUGUUGCUCUCGCCGCGGGGCUUUGGUGGUUCUAUAGCACUACGCCACCGGCCUUGAUAUCCGCCAACCCGCUUCUCCCGACGGCAGCUCUAAUUCCUCUCGGAUUCGGCGUUAAUGAGAUUGCGUAUACGCUGAGUGGGUAUCUUACAGAUACGUACACUGUGUAUGCAGCGUCGGCAUUCGCGGGUCUGGCGUUUGUGCGUGCGAUCGUUGCGGGGGUUGCGCCGCUUAUUGGACAUGUCUUGUUUACGCCGGGGCAUGGUGUUGUACCUGGCUAUGUGAUUUCUGCGCUGGGGACGCUGUUUUGUCUUAUCCCGUUUGUGUUUUAUCGUGUUGGGGAAAGGUUUAGAGAGAGGAGUGGGUUUGCGAGGUUUAGUUGUGAGAUGGAUUUGUUGACUAGGGUGCAGGAUUAG